This is a messenger RNA of Aureobasidium musti, 975 nucleotides long. Lineage: Eukaryota; Fungi; Ascomycota; Dothideomycetes; Dothideales; Saccotheciaceae. The record is from the annotation of a GenBank genome assembly.
AUGUCAGCAAAAUCGACAAAAGGUCCAGGCGGCAAGAAGCCAGCCUCUGCAGCAACAAACCUGGUCGCUGGUGGAGGAGCAGGCAUGAUGGAAGCUCUGGUGUGCCAUCCUCUCGACACGAUCAAAGUGCGCAUGCAGCUUUCAAAACGAUCGCAGCGUGGUGUGANNGGCACUCGUCGCGGCUUCAUCCAGACCGGAGUUCAAAUCGUAAAGCGCGAGACGCCACUUGCCUUGUACAAAGGCCUUGGUGCUGUGCUCACCGGCAUCGUCCCCAAGAUGGCUAUUCGCUUUACCUCGUACGAAUGGUACAAGCAAGCCCUAGCCUCUGAAUCCGGCGAAAUCACCUCCAAAGCCACAUUCAUGGCAGGCUUAUUGGCAGGAGUGACAGAAGCCGUUGCCGUAGUCACACCCAUGGAAGUCGUCAAGAUCAGAUUGCAGGCCCAACACCACAGCAUGGCUGACCCCUUGGACGUCCCCAAAUACCGCAAUGCCGCGCACGCAUUGUACACGGUGGUCAAAGAAGAGGGAGUGGGUGCUUUGUACAGAGGAGUCUCGCUCACGGCGUUGCGACAAGGCACAAACCAAGCUGCAAACUUUACUGCUUAUACCGAACUCAAGGCUUGGUUGCAAGAACGCUCUGGAAGCCCUGAGGCUGGGUUGCCUGGCUGGCAGACGGCAUUCAUUGGUUUGAUCUCUGGUGCUGUGGGUCCGUUCAGUAAUGCGCCGAUUGAUACCAUCAAGACUAGGUUGCAAAGAAACCCCGCGCAACCUGGUGAGACGGCUAUUGGGAGAAUCGUGACUAUCGGUAGUCAGAUGUGGAAGCAGGAAGGUAUCAGGGCCUUCUGGAUGGGCAUUACACCUCGCGUCAUGCGUGUCGCUCCUGGUCAAGCUGUCACGUUUGCCGUAUACGAGUACUUGAAGGAGAUUAUGGAAAGAGGGAGGGAUAUGAUACCGGGUGGUAAUUAUGAAGAGUAG